Messenger RNA from Psylliodes chrysocephalus, 369 nucleotides. The record is from the annotation of a GenBank genome assembly. NCBI's taxonomy places the organism in Eukaryota, Metazoa, Arthropoda, Insecta, Coleoptera, Chrysomelidae.
AUGAGUCAUGCUGAAAAUAAUUGCAUAAAUACAUCAGAAAAUGAAGAACAACAGUCUGGUUCUAGUAUUCCUUUAAUUCCUAAUCCUCUAAAGAAGACAAAAGAUACAAACCUUACUGUAGCUGCCCAAUCGGACUUGGCACAGAUUGGGGAGCCAAUUGAACAAAUUAUCUUAAAUACUUAUCCAAAACAACCAAAUAACCGUUCUUUUCAAGCUUCAUGGUUUGGAUUCAAGAACUGGAAAAAUGCAAUGGAUGCAAAAACCCACAUAAAAGCAAUGAAAAUGUGGGUAGGAAAAAAGCGCAGAGAUGAAAGUGGAACAUCGGUUUCUACGAUGAUAAACAAUAACAUGUUAGAAAGGCACAGAUAG